Messenger RNA from Tachyglossus aculeatus (Australian echidna), 1617 nucleotides. RefSeq lists its product as uncharacterized. Lineage: Eukaryota; Metazoa; Chordata; Mammalia; Monotremata; Tachyglossidae. The transcript has 2 exons. Bases 285 to 1283 code for a protein of 332 amino acids. The record is from RefSeq and is a predicted model, not a curated record.
ACUUUAGAGCAGAUCCUUAUUUUGCUUUCAGAACCGAGGGUUUCUGUAAUCUGUGUCUGCCUGUUUUACCAAGUUAGUAUGCAAAAACUGCAAGAAGUAAUGGGCAUUUAGACAAGAGGAAAACAACACACUCUUCUAAACGGAUUAUUUAUUCGAGAACAUCAUUCCAUUUCUUUUUGCAAUUCACUAAGGAAGGGUUAAGACCAUUUCAAGUGCGGAGCAUUCUACAGCAGAGAUUGGAAUUGCAACUGCUUUGGACCAGAAGAGGCAUCUGCACAGAAAAAAUGAUUUCACAUAAUAUGACAUGGAUAAGAUACCCAACCCACCUGGGGGCUGAUUUUGAAAGCAUCAUUGCUUCUCAGAGCAUCAUAUCAAGAUUUAUGCAGGCCUACUUUGCCCUAUUCGUUCCAACAAGUCUAGCGGCUGGAGCAUUUAUCUUGACCACCUUCCUACGGAAGCGUACAACCUUAGAAAAACUGGAUAUAUUUCUUUGGGAUCUGGCAGUUACCAAUAUUCUAGUGACACUCUUUUCAUUUACUGCCUUUGUUAGACCAAAGUACAUAAACACAAGUAACUUGAUCUGUGGGAUGCUUUCUUUUUUUUUCAACGUGUGCUACUUCAACGCUCAGUACCUUCAGAUGGUGAUGCUUUUUACAUUCCUUCUCCACAACUACCCAAACUGGAUGAACGCGGUGAACUUGAUACCUCAAAAGUCCUUGUGCUGCCUGGGCCUGGUCUUGGCCUGUGCUCUCUGCAGUUCCCUGGUGGGGGUAUCACUGCUGGGCACGGCCGGGACCCUCCAUGAGAACGCACCAUGUCAGGUGGACCCGUUGACCGCCUGGCCUGAAUAUGAAAUGGUGAAGGUCAGCCUUGGUUUUGGGAUCGCAAUGAUUUCAGAGAUGUUCUUCUUGGUUCUGCUCUUUGUCAAACUGGCUAAGCGGGAAGCCCCUUGGCACAAGGAGAAUUCGGCCACCUACCAGGUGGUGCUGGCUAUCACCCUGAUUCUAUUUGCCUGCCGCCUCUUUUACAAUACUAUGCUUCUCUGCAGGACCAGAUUAAAGCUGCAGCAAAACCUUGGCACCCCUUGGGAAGAGCUCAUCGUGAAUAUUGCAGAAUUGGUCCUAUUUGGUGAAAGUUGUGUAAGCUCCCUGGCCAUCGUCCUCCUUCAUAAACCAUGCAAAGAUGCCUUCUUCAAACUCCUCAGAGACAUCACAAAGUCAUGCAGAAGAGGCGCAGGCCACCAGAAUUCCAACAGCAUGCCGCUGGAAGGAACGACGAGUUAAAAUACCAGGGUGUCUAAAUCCCCAGGAAGUGGGCUGCAUCAAUUAUCAGAAUCUUCAUUCUGCUGAUGAGAAUGGGCCUGGCUACUCUGUCAAAACCCGAGACCUGCUUUAGGAUGGGUAGGAUUUGCUUGCCGACACAGUUCCUGAAGGGGCGUGGCUUUUCAAUUGUCUACCUGGCUCCACUCCUCAUAAUCAAAAAAGACUGAGUCCCCAUAUCACAUAGCCCAACAAACUCGGGUCCACUGAAGCUCAGCCUGAAGUUGGCCAAAGGAAGCAGUGAGGCCUAGUGAAAACAGCAUGUCCCGGGAAUCAGAGGACUUGUGUUCUAAUCUCA